Coffea arabica (coffee) is the source of this 2843-nucleotide messenger RNA. Its product is annotated as glutamate receptor 2.7-like. The record is from RefSeq and is a predicted model, not a curated record. Gene Ontology annotation, cellular component: membrane. Lineage: Eukaryota; Viridiplantae; Streptophyta; Magnoliopsida; Gentianales; Rubiaceae. Gene Ontology annotation, molecular function: ligand-gated monoatomic ion channel activity.
AAGGUCUGUUCUUCUUCUUUAAUAGCACAAUGAAUCUUCCUGUCAUUCUGUCAUUGUUGGGUAUCUUUCCAUUAAUGGCCAAAUCAGAAGUAAGUGCUCAAGGGCGAAACGUGCAGUAUUGCUCAAUAAACCACCACCACGAAAUUGGGAGCAUAGGAGUGGUCGUUGAUCAGAGUUCUCGUGUAGGUAAGGAGCAAAAAAUAGGCGUGGAGAUGGCAGUCCACGACUUCAAUCGGGAGUCACAUUGUUCAAAGGUGGAUUUGCAUAUUCAAGAUUCACAAGGGAACUCAGCUCGAGCAGCUUCUGCUGUAACAGAGGUUGUGAACAAGAAACAAGCGCGUGUCAUUAUCGGAUCGCUUACGUUGCAAGAAGCCACUCUGCUAUGGGAACUGGACAAAGUUCCCAAACACAUCCCCAUCAUUUCCACGGCUCAAAUGUCUACCUCUCUUCCACUGUUACCGUCUGAUCGAUCUUUACCUUUCAUCGGGAUGAGCACCGACAUUAAUAUCCAGAUGCAAUGCAUUGCGGCUAUAGUUGGCCAUUUCCGGUGGAGAAAGGUGAUAGCAAUUUACGAGCAUAGCAACAGCUUUUCUGCGGAUACUGGGCUUGUCACGCACCUCUCCGACUCGCUCCGAGCCAUUGAGUCUGUUGUCGAACAUCACAUGGCAUUCCAUCCGGUGGGUUCAGAGCCAAACCCUAAAGAAUUCAUCGAAGAACAGUUAAGGAAGCUGAAGGGCAAGAGCGUUAAAGUCUUUACAGUGCUGCAGUCCUCUUUGGAAUUUGCUAUGGUUCUUUUCGAGAAGGCUAAAGAAUUGGGCAUGCUGGACAGGGGUUAUGUAUGGAUCGUUUCAGAUGAUGUUGCAAGCCUUCUUGACUCUGUUAAGUCGUCCUUUAUACUCGAGUAUAUGCAAGGCAUAAUUGGAUUAAAGACAACUUAUUCUGAAACUAGCCAUUCGUUCCAAGCAUUCGAGCGACGGUUUAGAAGAAAGUAUAGAUCAGAAUAUCCUGAAGAAGAAAAAUUUUCCAGUCCAAGCAUAUACGCUCUUCGAGCUUAUGAUUCAACAUUGGCCGUCGCCAUGGCAUUACAAAAUGUGAAAGGAAAGGUAAAUUCCAGUGGCUUAGUGGAUUCGAUUUUGUCCUGUAAUUUUGAUGGUCUUGCUGGAAAAAUAAGCUUCAAGAAUGGUGCGUUAUUGCAAAAUCCCGUGUAUCAGGUAGUAAAUGUGAUAGGAAAAAGCUAUAGGCCAGUAGCAUUAUGGUCACCGGAAUUUGGCUUUUCAAAGGCCCCGAUUGAACACGAUGGCAUGGUAACGAAUUCUGGCAAUGGCUUACGGGAAGAUUUGGGUCAAAUUUACUGGCCAGGUGCUGAGCUGAAAGUCCCAAAGGGAUGGACAUUGGGAGAGAGUGGAAAACCCUUGAGGAUAGGAGUCCCCGCCAAUGGUGCUUUUCAUUAUUUUGUCAAUGUUACUUUUGAGCAAAGCCGAAAUGAAACUGCUAUUACCGGGUUUUCGAUCCAAGUAUUUGAAGCUGCAGUCAGCCACCUACCUUACCACCUGCCCCAUGUUUUAGUCCCCCAUUAUGGAUCGUAUGACCAAUUGGUGUCUGAAGUUCACAACAAGAACUUAGAUGCAGCGGUGGGUGAUAUCGGGAUAGUGGUGGACCGCUACAAGAUUGCCGAUUUUACACAGCCCUACCUGGAAACUGGAGUUGUCAUGGUAGUCACUGUAAAACCAGACGUCACAAAGACAAGGCUUAUGGUUUUAAAAGCAUUUGCAUUGAAAAUGUGGAUACUCUUAGCAGCCUUGAGCGUGUUUACUGGUGCUGUCAUUUGGUUAAAUGAACAUGCAAAUAACAAUCCAGAAUUCAGAGGUCCAUUCCCUCAAAACAUCGGGGCCAUGCUUUGGUUUUCUGUUACCAUUCUAUCAUUUGCUCAGAGAGAAUCUAUCAGAAGCAAUUUGUCACGGCUGGUGCUAGCGACAUGGUUGUUUGUGACAGUAGUUGUGACGACAUGUUUUACUGCAGCUGUUACUUCAUGGAUGACUGUUCCAAAGAUUGAACCAUCUAUAGUGGAUAUCGAUUAUCUAUUAGGGACAGAUGCACCUGUUGGAUGCAAUAACAAUUCCUACAUCGGUCGUUUCUUAACAAAUGUUUUGCAUUUCAAGCCUGAAAACGUCAGGCGAAUUGGCUCCAUUAGCGAUUACCCUGAAGCUUUCCAGAGGGGAACCAUCAAAGCAGCUUUCUUGGCAGCCCCACAUGCCAAAGUCUUCCUUGCGAAGUAUUGCAAAGGCUAUACCGAAGCAGGGUCCAAAUUCAAACUUGGUAGCUUUGGAUUUGUCUUCCAAAAGGGUUCUCCUUUGGCUGAUGAUAUUUCGGGGGCUAUUCUAAAGAUAACAUUGACAGGAACGAUCGAUCAAAUGGAAAAACGCAUGCUUUCAUCUCUAAACUGCUCUUCAUCAGCGGGGGAAGAUAAUCAAGGCCCUAGUAAAAUAGGCACCGAACCUUUCUUUUUUCUUUUCCUAGUAUCAGGCAGCCUUCUUGUGGUUGCAUUUGUGAAUGCAGUUGCACGUCUACUGGAAAGGCAUUGCUCGAUUUUUGACUGUAUACAAGCAUCAUUGAUAAACAGAAGAGCGGGUAGAUGGGCAUUAUUGCUUCUUACUAGAUGCUUCACAAAAUUUGGAACAAGAAAUUUAAGGGUUCCUAUCAUGCACAGACAUUCAAGAAUUUGAGACAAAUCUGGAGCCUGAUAUUUGUCAUGAUCUAAAACCUUGUUAUUAAAGAAUAUAUAGGUUUUUGUACAUGGUCGUCAUAAAUUAUAAGCCAGCUUUGCUCCUGCCAGAUUUCAAUCA